GUUCCCAGAGGCAGCAUUGACAGCACAGUGUACAAGUGUCGCACCGGUUAAAUGCAUGACUAGUGACAGAUUUCCAAAAAUCUGUAUGUAACGGUAACGUAACUAAACGUUGUCUGCAGUUAAGUACUUCGAAUUAUUCUGUACGUAACGAUUUAUCCUUCUCAAUGGAGUCAGUAACCGAAAGUUCACUGAUGGAGCUCGUGCAGCCUCCACUGUUUUGGCUUGGCGCUGUGACAGCGGCCUGGCUGUCUCUGUGCUCCAUAUACCGACUUUUGAAUGGUGUGAAGAUCUGGAUAUUGGGGAAUGGGAAGCUGGUUUCCCCCACAAGACUUGGCAAAUGGGCAGUGGUAACGGGUGCCACGGAUGGGAUCGGGAAGGCCUAUGCGGAGGAGCUUGCACGACGAGGCUUUUCCAUUGUACUGAUCAGUCGCUCGCAAGAGAAGUUGGAUGACGUCUCCAAAACCAUUGAAAGCAAGUAUGGCGUUGAGACCAAGACCAUUGCUGCAGACUUCAGCUCCAAGGACAUCUACUCGGGCAUCGAGAGCGGCCUCUCCGGCCUGGAGAUUGGCGUUUUGGUGAACAAUGUGGGAAUAUCCUACUCCUAUCCCGAGUUCUUCCUCAACGUGCCUGACCUGGAGCCUUUUAUCGACACAAUGAUUAAUGUCAACAUCACGUCCGUCUGUCAGAUGACCCGGAUUGUGCUGCCCAUGAUGGCGGACAGGUCGAAAGGGGUGAUUCUAAAUAUCUCGUCCGCCAGUGGCAUGUACCCUGUCCCACUUCUCACAAUUUACUCCGCCACCAAGGCAUUUGUGGACUUCUUCUCUCGUGGGCUCAAUGCUGAGUACAAGAAGAAAGGCAUCAUUGUUCAGAGCGUGCUGCCGUUCUUCGUGGCGACCAAGCUGAGCAAGAUCAGGCGGGCGACGUUUGACAAGCCCACCCCUGAGCGCUACGUGGCGGCCGCACUCAACACCGUGGGACUGCAGAGCCAGACCAACGGAUACCUGCCCCACGCCAUCAUGGGCUGGGUGACCACGGCUCUGCUGCCAGCCAAGCUGCUGAACCAGCACGUCAUGAGCAUGGGUCUGGGCCAGCGAGCUCGCUUCCUCAAGAAGCAGAAGCAGGGCUAGAGGCCACCGCGACGCCAGGCCGCCAAGACCACAGGAGAGGAGAGCACCCAGGAGAGAGAGAGAGAGAGACGGAGAGAGAGAGAGAGAGAGAGAAAGAAAAGGAGGAGGAAGAAUGCGACCACACCACCAAAGCCAUGAUGACCAUCAACAUCACGCCUCCCUCUCCUUUCUAAUCCCUCCCUCCAUCCCUCCCUCUCUCUCAUCCCCCCUGCCCUCCUGUUCUCAAGAGGGGACCAAUGACUGGAUUGGAGCACCCAUGUCCAUAUCGAGGCAAUGACGCCAGGCUCUUAACCAAGGGGUUGUUGUGUUGAAGCGUUCAUAAAAUAUGCUUCCCCCAUUAAUUAUUGGCACUUGACACAAACAAUAACAUGGAAUUGCUCUUUUUUUAAUGACUACUAGUAAAAUAAUUCAAUUUUAUAGUUAAUCUGUUUGCUACUGUACAUGGGAAGGAUAGCUGGUGUCAUCACAACACUUACGUACUGAGUAAAGGAAGAAAUGUGUGUCCAUUCCCCUUAACCAGGCUCUCUUAACUGCAGGCAACAUAGUGCUGUAACCAAGUUACUUCUGGAAGUGGGAACACUAGUGGUUUUGUGUGUUUGUUUUCUCGUAUAACGGUUAGUUCAUUGCUUGUUUAACAUGUUCCAUAGUUUUUUGUGAUUGUUUUUUUUCCUCAUGCAAAUGUGAAGAAAGUUCACUAUUUCAGUGUUAUCUGUAUGCACAUGGAAACAGAGAGGGAAGUGUGACACAUGACGGCAACAGCACGACACAAAUCUGCUUGACUACUGCAAAUGUUGAUUUUCACGGUUCAUAGAAAAAUCUGCACUGUUUGAAAACUGAGACUUUUGUCAUCCUUGUUUGAAGAACACACUAGCCCAAAUCUGUUUAUCCAGAGUGUGUUCUUGCAUUUCAGUGGUACAUGCUGUUAUUCAAAAGGUCUGUCAUCAUUUGCAUGUCUAAGCCAUGGCCUGCAGUCUCUCUGAUUCACACCCUCUCUCUCCCACCUGCUGCGAUAUGCAGGAUAGUGUAUUAUCACCAGGGCUGCUGACAGCUUAUGCUGGGCCCAGGACAAAGUCAUCUGAAAGGGCCCCCUAUCCAGUACAUGCAAUGUAAUUCUGGGCCCCAUGUUUCCCCCAUAUGGGCCCGGGACAAUAUACCCCUUUGUCCCUCCCUGUUGGCUGUACUGAUCAUCACCACAUGGGGGUUUGUUAUCAGGCCUGCAUGGCUUUCAAAAGGACUGUUCAAUGAGACAUACACUUAUCGCAGAUCACACAGCUCACCACAUCGUCUUUUUCUGUUUCUGAGGGAUGUCAUGACGGUGAAUUUCACUGAAGUUUUGAGUCUUUUGUGUUUGUCUUGUCAGCGCUAAAUAUUGUUUGUUUGAUUUUUUUGUCCUGUCCUCAAGUGCUGAGCGUCUACAGACAUUUGUAAUAUAAUGGGCCGACCAUUUUCCUCACCAAUAGUUGACAUGCCCAUUCAUUCCCGCAUUGUGCGUUGGAAACGUUGUAAUGACUGAGAUUUGUCACACUGGAUGACCAGUAAUAAGGGCUUGCUUUGUGCGCCGGCAUGAUUUAAAGGCCCGCAAUAUCCGCAACAUCAUCAUGGCAGGAUUGUUGUAUGAAAAAGGCAGAGAAACGUUUUCAUAACAUAAAAUAAAUUGGCUUGAACGUUAAUUUUGGGGAUUCAUGUCUAUGAUCUUAUUCCAUAGUUUAUUGAGUCUUGAUGCUUUUUGUUUGAUUUCUUGUUUGUUUUUUUCCGAUCAGAGGGUUUUUUUGUACAGACCAUACCAACGGAAACCCAUUGCUGAAAUGUUGUCCGGCUCAUGCAUUUGUAAUGGUGAUUAAAGUGCUUUUGAAAGUGA
Molecule: messenger RNA, 2985 nt
Organism: Engraulis encrasicolus (European anchovy)
Lineage: Eukaryota; Metazoa; Chordata; Actinopteri; Clupeiformes; Engraulidae
Gene: hsd17b12b
Product: hydroxysteroid (17-beta) dehydrogenase 12b
Exons: 12
Coding region: 165-1127 (320 amino acids)
Cellular component (GO): endoplasmic reticulum
Molecular function (GO): oxidoreductase activity
Source: RefSeq, a predicted model, not a curated record